Messenger RNA from Sebastes umbrosus (honeycomb rockfish), 1388 nucleotides. It is a transcript of the gene dhrs1, whose product is annotated as dehydrogenase/reductase (SDR family) member 1. The transcript is spliced from 9 exons. The coding region runs from base 160 to 1089 and encodes 309 amino acids. The record is from RefSeq and is a predicted model, not a curated record. Lineage: Eukaryota; Metazoa; Chordata; Actinopteri; Perciformes; Sebastidae.
GAUCACAUUGUUCACAUUGUAGCUUGAGGCUAUUAAAGAGUCAUAACAGCAGCAGCAGCAGCCAGCCGUGACAUUUGCACCGAAACGUUUCCUUGUCGGUGUCCUCCGACUAACUACUAUUGCAACUUGACAAACCAGCUUUCUGUGGAGUAAGGGAAAAUGUCCUUGUCUGGCUGGGUGUGUGUGGUAACAGGUGCCUCCAGAGGCAUCGGUAGGGGAAUAGCCCUCCAGCUGUCUGAGGCCGGAGCCACGGUCUACAUCACAGGACGCCAGGAGAAGACUCUGAAAGAAACCGCUGCACAGGUCAAGGAGAGGGGUGGAAACUGUGUGCCGGUUAUCUGUGAUUCUACAAAAGACGAAGACAUCAAAGACCUGUUUGAACGGAUCAAACGUGAACAGGAUGGCAGACUGGAUGUCCUGGUUAACAACGCCUAUGCUGGAGUACAGGCUAUCUUCGAGAAUAUGGGGACCAAGUUCUGGGAAAUUGAUCCCUCAAUGUGGGAUUCCAUCAACAACACCGGCCUGAGGGGCCACUAUUUCUUCUCCGUUUAUGCAUCCCGGAUGAUGGUGGCUCAAGGUCGGGGCUUGAUAAUCACCAUUUCAUCUAUUGGGGGGCUGCGGUAUCUCUUCAACGUGCCAUAUGGUGUUGGCAAAGCCGCAUGUGACAGGCUGGCGGCAGACAUGGCUGUUGAGCUGAAAAGUAGGGGGGUGGCUUCUGUCAGUCUGUGGCCGGGAGCGGUACGAACAGAGCUGGUGUCUCAGUUAGUUUUGGAGAAAGCACCAGAGGGUGCAGAUACCAAGGUUAGAGAUAUGUUUGCCAACGGGGAAACCACAGAAGUGAGUGGAAUGUGCAUCGUCAACCUGGCAAAAGAUAAACAUCUGAUGUCAAUGACUGGGAAAGUGCUCAUGACUUGUGACCUGGCAAGGCGCUACGGGAUAAAAGAUGUUGAUGGACGGAAUGUAGCUGAUUACACUUCCAUAAAAUUCCUCCUGGGCCAGGUCCCAUAUCUCUCCUGGAUGUCAUAUGUUGUCCCUUCAUUCCUACGCGUGCCACGCUUUGUGCUCACCCUGGCUAAUAGCCGCUUCUAAGCAUUUGCUAUAGCCGCACUGAAGUGACAGUAUCAUACUGUGUUUCAACUACAUGGUCCAAAUUCUAGCUAAACCUAUACAUCAGACCGGCAAUACUUCAUCCAGAGUAGACGCGCAUGCCCACGCCCCCUUUUGGGGGAAAACAAUCCCGUGUCCCUCAUAGACGGUAACAGCGUAAACAGAAGAAGUAGAAACAUGUCUCCAAACUUCUACUUUAAACAAACUGGUAAUAGUAAUAACGCUGUGCCAAAGAGUUGCUGUGUAGUUGGUUGCACCAACAAUAAAUCGAAAAAUGCUGA